Penicillium malachiteum is the source of this 858-nucleotide messenger RNA. Its product is annotated as SDR family NAD(P)-dependent oxidoreductase. The record is from RefSeq and is a predicted model, not a curated record. Gene Ontology annotation, molecular function: oxidoreductase activity. NCBI's taxonomy places the organism in Eukaryota, Fungi, Ascomycota, Eurotiomycetes, Eurotiales, Aspergillaceae. The coding region runs from base 1 to 858 and encodes 285 amino acids. The transcript has 2 exons.
AUGGAUCCUGGAACAUCCUCCGAGCCUCCUUCUCGUUCAUUGCAGGGGAAAGUCGCAAUUGUAACAGGUGCAGGGUGCCUGGGCUCGGGUAUAGGCAAUGGUCGUGCAAUUUCAAUUCUUCUAGCCGACGAUGGUUGUGAUGUAGUCUGUGUCGACAUGGUCAAGGAGUGGGCGGAAAACACCGUCGAAAUAAUCAACUCCAAACCCGGGCGCGGACGCGCGAUUGCCCACAACGCUGACGUGUCUCGAGAGAGUGAUUGCGAAGCUGCAGUGGAACUCGCUGUUGCAACAUUCGGUCGUCUUGAUAUUCUGAUAAACAACGUCGGUAUUGGAGGCGCGGCAGGAACUGCGGUGGAAGUGGACAUGGGUGAAUGGGCCAAGAGUAUGGAGAUCAAUGUCGCCAGCAUGGUUCAAAUGAGCAAAUAUGCAAUCCCAAUAAUGAACCGCAAUGAAGGAGAAAUUAAGGGAAGCAUUGUGAAUAUGGGUAGUGUUGCUGGUCUUAAGGGAGGAACGCCGCAUCUGCUAUAUCCCACUGCGAAAGGAGCGAUCGUGAAUUUGACGCGUGCGAUGGCUGCUCAUCAUGCUGCCGAAGGUAUUCGAGUCAACUGUGUUUGCCCCGGAAUGUUGUAUACGCCCAUGAUGUAUGGAAAAGGCAUGAGUGAUGAAGCACGCGAGGCACGACGGAAGCGGAGUUUGCUGGGUACUGAAGGCACUGGGUGGGACUGCGCUGGAGCGGCGGUAUUUCUAGCUGGUCCUCAUGCUCGAUGGAUGACGGGUGUUAUUCUCCCUGUUGAUGCUGGUACAACGGCAGCUGUAGGAAUUGGUAUGACAAAGAGUGCUAGUGUCAACGGACAGUAA